Aspergillus tanneri is the source of this 402-nucleotide messenger RNA. RefSeq lists its product as uncharacterized. Lineage: Eukaryota; Fungi; Ascomycota; Eurotiomycetes; Eurotiales; Aspergillaceae. The record is from RefSeq and is a predicted model, not a curated record. The coding region runs from base 1 to 402 and encodes 133 amino acids. The transcript has 4 exons.
AUGCCCGAACAAGCUGACGGCCAGAGAGCACUAGCUGUCUCCUUGGAGGCUGGAAGAUUUUCCGUUCUCGUGGAGCAAGUAUAUAAGCCUAGUCUGCGUCGUGUACUUGACCCGGGGCCGCUACAGGUCUCCAUUAAAAAUACUUAUGCCCCAGGUGCAGAGCUCCCAGGAGCUCUCGGCAAAGGUCAGGCCAUUGCAACCGCUCUGGGGAACCUCUUCAAAUUCUGGGCAUCUUUGACCGUUCUAGGCGCGGUAAUAGCUGACCAGUCUAUUGGUAAAUUCAAAGCAAUUAGCAUUUACAUCAUCGGGCCGGUCCUCCUCGUAGCUACUGCUACGCCUGCGGCAAUCAAAGGGGCUCAGCAUUUGGUGGACUGGUCGCUUCGAUGGUCAUUAUUGGGCUAG